Molecule: messenger RNA, 3716 nt
Organism: Hippopotamus amphibius kiboko
Lineage: Eukaryota; Metazoa; Chordata; Mammalia; Artiodactyla; Hippopotamidae
Gene: ZBTB24
Product: zinc finger and BTB domain containing 24
Exons: 7
Coding region: 364-2553 (729 amino acids)
Biological process (GO): regulation of transcription by RNA polymerase II; central nervous system development
Cellular component (GO): nucleus
Molecular function (GO): DNA-binding transcription factor activity, RNA polymerase II-specific; RNA polymerase II cis-regulatory region sequence-specific DNA binding; protein binding
Source: RefSeq, a predicted model, not a curated record
ACCUGCAAGGCAGCUUCAGGGUGUCCAGAAAGGGGAAAAGACAAACCGGAUUAAGGUGUCAGCGGGCGGCUCACAGGAUAUAAAACUUCCCUAACUGCAGAGCAACAACGCCGCCACGCCCGCCGCCCCCGACUCGCCGCGAGCACUGGACCCGCCAGCUCUCCGCCCGCGGCACCGCCCAGGGCCUCAGGCCCCGCCCCCGGGCGCCUCCGCGGGCCGCGUGGUCCGGCGUCGGGGUCGGCGCAGGCGGCUCGGGGCCCCGGCGCUUCCGGGUUGGCGGCGGCGCAGGGGCGGAAGCCGGGCGGCGCAGGGACGCCAGCGGCUGGCCGGGCGGAGCUGGGGGCCUGGACGGGCCCGGCGCGGAUGCGCCCACCAGGCCGCCGGGGGAGGGGGGCCGCCACGAUCCGGACCCUGCCGGGCGUCCGGAGAGGUUUAAUCCUUCUUGAACUUCUAAAGAAAAUGGCAGAAACGUCAUCAGAGCAUUCUGGGCAGCUGGUUGUACACUCAGACACUCACAGUGACACUGUGCUGGCCAGUUUCGAGGAUCAGAGGAAGAAGGGCUUUCUUUGUGACAUUACUUUAAUCGUAGAGAAUGUGCAUUUCCGGGCCCACAAAGCCUUACUUGCUGCCAGUAGUGAAUACUUCUCAAUGAUGUUUGCUGAAGAGGGGGAGAUCGGCCAGUCCAUUUAUAUGCUGGAAGGCAUGGUUGCCGACACUUUUGGUAUCCUGCUGGAAUUUAUCUACACGGGUUGUCUCCAGGCCAGUGAGAAAAGUACGGAACAAAUCCUGGCUACUGCCCAGUUCUUAAAAGUUUAUGACCUGGUAAAGGCUUAUGCAGACUUUCAAAAUAAUCAUAGCUCCCCAAAGCCACCAGCUUUGAACACAGGUGGUGCUCCAGUGGUUGUUAUUUCUAAUAAGAAAAAUGGUCAUCCGAAGCGGAAACGGGGAAGACCAAGAAAAGUCAACAGUUUGCAGGAGGGGAAAUCAGAACUGGCUGGGGAGGAAGAAAUACAACUGAGAGUGAACAACUCAGUUCAGAAUAGACAAAAUUUUGUGGUUAAAGAGGGAGACAGUGGCAUACUGAAUGACCAGAUUCCAGCAAAAGAAUUGGAAGAAUCUGAGCCAGCUUGUGAGCCAGGUGGAGAGGAGGAAAUGCCAGCUGAAAAAGAUGAGAACUGUGAUCCCAAGACCCAGGAGGGGCAGGACAACCAGAGCCGAUGCAGCAAGAGGAGGAUUCGGAGGUCCAUCAAACUGAAAGAUUACAAACUUGCUGGGGAUGAAGAAGACCAGGAUUCAGCCAAGAGGGUCUGUGGCAGGAGGAAGCGCCCAGGUGGCCCUGAGGCCCGUUGUAAAGACUGUGGCAAAGUGUUUAAAUACAAUCACUUUUUAGCAAUCCACCAGAGAAGCCACACAGGGGAACGACCUUUCAAAUGUAAUGAGUGUGGAAAAGGCUUCGCUCAGAAGCAUUCCCUGCAGGUCCACACCCGGAUGCACACAGGCGAGCGGCCAUACACCUGCACCGUGUGCAGCAAGGCUCUCACCACCAAGCACUCGCUGCUGGAGCACAUGAGCCUGCAUUCAGGACAGAAGUCUUUUACCUGUGAUCAGUGUGGAAAAUAUUUCAGCCAGAAAAGACAACUAAAGAGCCAUUACCGAGUUCAUACAGGCCGCUCAUUACCGGAAUGCAACCACUGCCACCGCAAGUUCAUGGAUGUGUCUCAGCUAAAGAAACACCUGCGAACACACACGGGUGAGAAGCCAUUCACUUGUGAAAUCUGUGGCAAAUCUUUCACAGCCAAGAGUUCUCUUCAGACCCACAUCCGGAUCCACCGAGGAGAAAAGCCAUAUUCCUGUGCCGUGUGUGGCAAAUCCUUCUCUGACUCGAGUGCCAAGAGGAGACACUGCAUUCUACACACGGGCAAAAAGCCUUUCUCCUGCCCUGAGUGUAACUUACAGUUUGCGCGCUUAGACAACUUGAAGGCUCACUUGAAAAUCCAUAGCAAAGAGAAACAUGCCUCUGAUGCCAGCAGCGUUUCCAGCAAUAAUAAUGCUGAAGAGGUCAGGAAUCUUCUUCAGCUGCAGCCCUAUCAACUCUCUACCUCUGCAGAGCAGGAAAUUCAGCUUCUUGUAACUGAUUCUGUACACAACAUCAAUUUCAUGCCUGGUCCUAGCCAAGGCAUCAGCAUCGUCACUGCCGAGAGUUCCCAGAACAUGACGGCAGACCAGGCUGCGAAUCUCACCCUGCUCGCCCAGCAGCCAGAGCAACUGCAGAACUUAAUUCUCUCAGCUCAGCAGGAGCAAACAGAACACAUCCAGAGCCUCAAUAUGAUUGAAAGCCAGAUGGAACCCUCACAGACCGAGCCAGUGCACGUCAUCACACUCUCCAAGGAAACUUUGGAACAUCUCCACGCCCAUCAAGAGCAAACAGGGGAGCUCCAUUUAGCAAGCGCUUCAGGUCCGGCUCAGCACCUGCAGCUGACACAGGAGCCUGCUCCACCUCCACCCACCCACCACGUGGCCCAGCCUGCACCGCUCAGCCAGGAGCAGAGCUGACCCAACACGUGCUGGACUGCUCUGUCUCUUGUCCGUCAGCCCACCGUGACUGGAUGGUGUGCUUGAAGUCAGGCUUUCGGCAACGCUCACUUACAGAUUCUUACAGAGACAUGGUAGCUCACUGAGCUGGCCGAUAGCUUAAAUGCGUUCCAUCCAAGAAGCAAGAUGUGUGUAUCAUGUCUUAUCUCUAAUAUUGAUUUGGAUUUUGGCAUUUCAAUAUUGUUGAAUGGGUUUCAUUUCCAUUUACUACAUCUCUUAAAGACUGGGGUAACUUUCCUUUGGGGGCACUGCAUUAGACGUUGCUGUAAGUAUUAAAUGAUCACAGCUGUAGUUAUGGUCUUGUUGACCUUUCCAGUUAUAUUUUUUUAUUUUUAGAACAAAGGAAGUCAUAUGCUGAACCGGGUACAAUGGUUCAUUCCCCUUCCUUAUUUCUCUUAAGCAACACACUUGCCACUGCAAGUUGGGGCUGAAUAUGACAGAUUACAACUUUGAGGACUCUGUCCUUUUAAUACCUUCCAAUCCCCUAAGACAGAGUAACUUCUCAAGAUUUAAUCUUCAUGUGGUACAGUCGGCUCAACGUGUCAUGUUUAAGAUGGAUUCCAAUGUCUUUUUUAACUCAAAAUUCACAAAACAAGAAAGCCAAAAGGAUAGGAUUAUUUUUUAAAUUCUAAACUCAACUUCUCCUGAGAAACAUAGGUUUACAUGUUUUUUAAAAGCAGGUUGUUGAAAAUUGAAUUUAAAAAUCUAAAGUAUGAAAUUGGAUCAGGAUAUUCACCCCAGAUAAAUUCUGCAUUUUUGUCAGUGUUGAUAUUUGGUCUCCAUGAUGAAGUUAAAGCUUUCUUAAUUAUCCUGGAAUAUAAAAUUCAGUGUAAUUGGUGUUCAAUAUACUCUACUGGAUUCUAAUUGAUCUCUGAAAAUGUUGAUCUAUGUGUUCUGUCCGAUAACUUUUUGGAUAGGAACUUACUAUUUUUAUUGCAAACUAGGUUAAAUCUCACAAAAUAGACACAUAAUUUUUUAAAGUAAAUUCUCCUAAUCUGAAAAAUAAUUUUGAGCCUCAGAGAUUUAAUAGCCAGCAUGUGUAUAUAAUUGUGUGAUUUUAAAUAAUCGUCAGAAGAUUAAAUUAUGUUUGGGUUAAGUUUUCCAGCUCAGCCUACUUUAUUGAA